Ruditapes philippinarum (Manila clam) is the source of this 1886-nucleotide messenger RNA. Its product is annotated as annexin A7-like. NCBI's taxonomy places the organism in Eukaryota, Metazoa, Mollusca, Bivalvia, Venerida, Veneridae. The record is from RefSeq and is a predicted model, not a curated record. Gene Ontology annotation, cellular component: cytoplasm. Gene Ontology annotation, molecular function: calcium-dependent phospholipid binding; calcium ion binding.
UUUCAGUGUCCAGCUGUUCAACAGAUGAGUACAGGUUGCUUUUACGGAGAUCAGGCGCCCCCACAACCUGUACAGCUCCCACAGUCAUACACUCUCCAGCCAUUUGUUCAACAUCAGAUGGAGAUGGGUAUGCAGAGAUACAUGUAUGAGCAAAUGGGUUUUGAGGUGAAAUCCCCGUCUGCACCUGAGUCUGUUAGUCAACAGAGAUCUAGUGAACCGGCUGAGAGGCAGGAGAAGGCAGAGAAUAAACAGCAGUUGAAUGAAGAAGUGAAAUCCAAAAUGAAGAAUAUGUUUAUUGAUGAGCUUCUCAGACGCUAUGCUAUAACAUCAACACUAGAGAUGGCACAGGGUACAGUGGCACCUUUCCUAAAAUACCCAUCAGAUGAUAUUGUUGUAGGAUAUUAUAAGAAAGAGCGUAAUACAGAUCUUACAGGAGAAGAAUGGAACCCCGAGGCUGAUUGUGAAUAUCUGCGAUUUUCAAUGAAAGGAGCAGGUACAACAGAGAGCAUUAUUACACAUAUCGUGGCAACAAGGUGUAAUACACAAAGACAGAAGCUUAAAGAAAUGUAUAAAACAAUGUAUGGCAAGGAUUUAAUCAAGGAGAUCAAGAGUGAACUAAGUGGUGACUACAAAGAUGCCAUUGUGGCCUGUUUCAUCUCUCCUGCUCUCUAUGAUUCUAAAUGUAUCAAGGAAGCUAUCUAUGGACUUGGUACAGAUGAAUUGGCAUUGAUUGAAGUUUUAAUGACCAGGACUAAUCGUCAGAUUAAAGAAAUAAGACAAGUGUAUGGGACAGUUGCAAAGCCUGAUAAGCCUUGUAAAGAAACUCAGCUGGAUGAAGAUAUCUCUGGUGAUACAAGUGGUUAUUUCAAGAAAUUACUGAUUUCAGCUGCACAGGGUAACAGGUAUGAAAUCACUAGAAAAAAGCUGGAAAAUGCUGUUGAAGAGAUUGUUAAUGCUAACGGUGAAGGAACUGGAAUGUUUGAGGUUAAUUACACCAAGUUGGCUGAUCAUAAGACAGCAGUGCGUGAUGCUGAGAGAUUAUUUAAAGCUGGUGAAGACAGGUGGGGCACAGAUGAAGAAACUUUCAACCUUAUAUUUGCUACCAGAGAUUUCUAUCAGCUACGAGCAGUGUAUGAUCAGUAUGUUAAGAUAGCACAAGCUGAUAUCCGACAUGCAGUUGACAGUGAGACAUCUGGGGAUUACAGGAGGGGAUUAAAAGCAGUUGCUCAAAUUGUGAUGAACAGGCCAAAAUUCUUUGCACAUAGACUCAUGAAGGCUAUGAAAGGACUUGGUACAGAUGAAAGAACUCUGAUCCGUAUAAUAGCUUCAAGAUCAGAGAUUGACAUGGUUCAGAUAAAGGCGGAAUUCUUGGAGUUAACUCACAAAACCUUAUACAGAUAUAUAUCAGAGGACACCAGCUACAACUUCAAGAAAAUUCUUCUAGCUCUUGUUGGCAAAGAUUAAUUCAUAAUGUUGCAAAGAUUAAUAAACAUGUAGUACAAUCUAGUAAAAGAGAAAAAGACUUAUCAUUAACCUACUUAGAUGUACUCAAAACUAUUUGCAAUAACAUUUGAUUAUAUUAAGCAGAGACAGAUAAGUGAUAGGUAAAGCUAUGUUCAGGAAAAUUGAAAAAGAAGAUUUGUUGUAUACUACUCUAGAAUAUUAAGAUAUGUGAUUCCUGCAUAACUGUGAUAAAUUCCUGCACCUAUACAUGUUAUUUAUAUUGAUAUAUUAUAUAUAUUUAUAGUUUGCAAAAAUUGUUCAGAUAUGAUGCUGUAGUAAUAUUAAUUAUGCAUGAUAUAUGACUGUCUAUAAAUUAACAUAGCACCUGCUCAGUAGAAUAGUCAGCAUUGUUAUGUGAAGAAAUUGGCAGAUUAAAUUUUAAA